Ipomoea nil (Japanese morning glory) is the source of this 2132-nucleotide messenger RNA. Its product is annotated as LEAF RUST 10 DISEASE-RESISTANCE LOCUS RECEPTOR-LIKE PROTEIN KINASE-like 2.1. The transcript has 5 exons. The record is from RefSeq and is a predicted model, not a curated record. Gene Ontology annotation, molecular function: ATP binding; protein kinase activity; polysaccharide binding. Gene Ontology annotation, biological process: protein phosphorylation. NCBI's taxonomy places the organism in Eukaryota, Viridiplantae, Streptophyta, Magnoliopsida, Solanales, Convolvulaceae. The coding region runs from base 13 to 2061 and encodes 682 amino acids.
CCUCUGUCAUCAAUGCCUCAAUCCAUAAUCUUCAUUCUAUUUCUGUUUUUCUCAAUCAAAUCAAACGCAGACGAGGAUGUUUCAAGAGCUGCAGAACUGUACUGCCCUUCAUCAACCUGCAAGAAUGGAACAAUCCACGUUUCAUAUCCGUUCUGGAGGCUAGACGACACUUCACCAACCGCGCCAAACCCCCAAAUGUGUGGAUAUCCUGGUUUCGGAAUUAACUGUUCCAACCCAGAUCCUAACUACCCUCUUCUCUACCUAUCUAACCACACUUUUCUCGUCAACAACAUUAACUACACAGAUUCUUUAAUUGUCCUCGUGGACGCUGACGUCACCACCAACAAAGACUGUCCCAUCACGCACCACAACAUUACUUUCCCCGAAAGAUCGCCGUUGGUUUACAGCACAGGAGACGUGAACCUCACUUUCUACCUCAACUGCACAAAUCAUUUUGCCGAUGCCUAUCCGAUAGACUGUUUAAGUUCGGAGCAUUUCACGUCCUACUUGCAUGUCGGGGCGGCGGCGGCCGGCCGGUACCGUUCGGACUGGUUCCGAAGCUGCGAGGAGGAAGUGGAGACGGCGGUGAUGAAAACAGGGGAAAUUGUGGAUGAUGAAGGGUGGUGGGUUAGGAAUGUCGGCGGAGCUAUGAAUAAUGGGUUCGUGCUUAACUGGCGGAACUUGGAGGAGUGCAGCCUCUGUGAAAACUCCAAGGGGUUGUGCGGUCAGAACGAAGUUUCCGGCGAGUUCUUGUGCUUUUGCGGCAGCGGGAGCGUCACCCAGGAUUACUGCCGCCUUUUCCAAGGCAAAAAAAAUAAAGUGAGAGUGAAGCUUGGCAUUGGCAUCGGGGGAGCUGCGUUAUGCUUAACGGUAAUUUGCACAAUUUUGUUUGCAUAUCAUCGACGAGAGAGACGCUAUCCUUCUGGGAAUGAACUUCAUUGUCAGGGCUCAGGGAAUUGCACUAUCUGUAAUGGAGGAAUAUUUAAAAAAUCACUGCAGAGAAGGAACCUUGAGGUGUUUAUGGAGCAAUAUAGAUCAUUAGCCCCAACAAUUUAUCGUUAUUCAGAUAUUAAGAAAAUGACAAGUUCAUUCAAACACAAACUUGGGCAAGGAGGCUAUGGAGAAGUGUAUAAAGGCAAGCUCUAUGAUGACCGUCUUGUUGCAGUUAAGAUCCUAAACUCAACCAAAGGGGAUGGAGAAGAAUUCAUCAAUGAGGUAGUCAGCAUUGGUCAAACCUCCCAUGUUAAUGUUGUCAAUCUUCUAGGGUUCUGUUACCAUGGUAUUAAAAGAGCUCUAGUGUAUGAAUUUAUGCCUAAUGGAUCCCUUGAAAGAUAUAUUCACGGUGAUAACACUCACUUGAGAUGGGACAAAUUGUAUGAAAUUGCGAUUGGCAUAGCUCGAGGGCUUGAGUACUUGCACAAAGGCUGCAACACAAGAAUCCUACAUUUCGAUAUAAAACCGCACAACAUUCUCCUUGACCAAGACUUUUGUCCCAAAAUAUCUGAUUUUGGAUUGGCUAAACUCUGCACUAACAAGGAGAGCAAUGUAUCUAUGCUUGGAGUUAGGGGGACUAUCGGCUAUAUUGCUCCAGAAGUUGUCAGUCGAAAUUUUGGAAGCGUUUCACACAAGUCAGACGUGUAUAGCUACGGAAUGAUGAUUUUAGAAAUGGUUGGCGGACGAAAGAAUGUGAACGAUAACGUGAGCCGCAGUUCUGAGAUAAAUUUUCCCCAUUGGGCGUAUCAAAGACUUUUGGUAGACGAAGAUUUAAAACUUCAAGGGGUUAGAACAGAAGAGGAAGAAGAGAUUGCAAAGAAAAUGAUACUAAUAGGGUUUUGGUGCAUUCAAACAGACCCAUCAGAUAGGCCAUCAAUGAACAAGGUUAUUGAAAUGUUGAUUGGUAGUUUGGAGAAGUUGGAAAUACCACCAAAGCCUUUCUUAUAUUCUUCUUCACAAUCACAAUCAGAAUCAUCAGAGGGUAUUUCUCCAGUAAUAUCUCCUACAUUGCUCUUACGUUCCAGUUCAAGUCCAUCAUUCAACAUCAGCAUGAACAUUGACGACUAAAAAGCAAUUUAAGCGAGUUUCUUUACAUUCAUUUAGGAGCACAAGAAAAUGUAUUCAAUUCAUUGUAUGAA